Messenger RNA from Lotus japonicus, 1077 nucleotides. RefSeq lists its product as uncharacterized. The coding region runs from base 1 to 1077 and encodes 358 amino acids. The transcript has a single exon. The record is from RefSeq and is a predicted model, not a curated record. Gene Ontology annotation, molecular function: RNA-DNA hybrid ribonuclease activity; nucleic acid binding. Gene Ontology annotation, biological process: DNA integration. NCBI's taxonomy places the organism in Eukaryota, Viridiplantae, Streptophyta, Magnoliopsida, Fabales, Fabaceae.
AUGCCAAGAGAAAUAACCUAUGUAGGAAUGCAACCUUGGAAACUAUUCUUCGAUGGCUCAAGCCAUAGAGAGGGAUCAGACAUUGGGAUGUUCAUAGUAUCCCUACAAGGAAUCCCUAGUAAGUUCAUGUUUCGAAUUCGAGAAAGUUGCUCUAAUAACGAAACUGAAUAUGAAGCCUUAAUCUCGGGCCUCGAAAUCCUAUUGGCUUUGGGGGCAAGGAACGUCAUUAUUAAGGGUGACUCUGAGUUGGUAAUAAAACAACUUACCAAGGAGUAUAAGUGCGUUAGUGAAAACUUGGCAAAGUAUUACGUGAAAGCAACGGGUUUACUAGCCAACUUCGACCAAGCAGGAAUUGGCCACAUACCUAGGAUCAGCAAUCAAAAAGCCAAUGAGUUAGCACAAAUUGCCUCUGGGUAUAUGGUAGAUAAAAAUAGGUUGGAGGAAUUAGUCAAAAUGAAAGAAAAGUUGAAUCCGUUAGAUCUCGGCGUAAUGGUUAUCGACAACCUAACACCUAGCGAUUGGAGAAAGUCAAUCGUCGAAUACUUACAGAACCCUGUGGGGACUACAGACAGGAAAGUCAAGUAUAGGACUCUAAAUUACACCAUCAUGGGCAAUGAACUGUUCAAGAAAAAUGUUGAUGGGACUCUACUGAAAUGCCUGAGUGAAGAUGAUGCAUUCAUAGCGAUUUCAGCUGUACAUGAUGGCUUAUGUGGAGCGCAUCAGGCAGGAGCCAAAAUGAAGUGGAUCCUAUUUCGACAAGGGAUGUAUUGGCCGACUAUCAUGAAGGACUGCAUUGAAUACGCGAAAGGUUGUCAAGAUUUCCAGAGACAUGCAGGAAUUCAGCAUGUGCCAGCUAGCGAGUUGCAUUCCAUUAUCAAACCGUGGCCAUUUAGGGGAUGGGCUAUAGACUUAAUCGGUGAAAUUCACCCCGCCUCAUCGAGGCAGCAUAGGUAUAUAAUCGUGGUUAUAGACUAUUUCACUAAGUGGGUAGAGGCUAUCCCACUACAAAACGUGACUCAAGACACAGUGAUCGAGUUCAUACAAAAUCACAUCGUGUACCGUUUUGGUUUUGCCUGA